AUGGUGACUGUGUUACAGGGUGAGGAGUUUACUCAGAUGAAAGUUCAUCCUUGGGGGAGAUUGAUAUUUGGACCUGAUGCUAGGUCACUGAUUGUCACUUUAUUGCUGAUCAUUCUUCCUGUAAUAAUCUUUUGUGUGUUUGUUGCGAGGCAUCUUCGCCAUGAAUUUUCACCAGAUAAUGCAGGGUAUGCGAUUCUGGUGGUAGCUAUUAUCUUUACAAUAUAUGUGUUGGUUCUUCUUUUCCUCACAUCGGCCAGGGACCCGGGUAUUAUUCCACGUAAUUCACAUCCGCCGGAAGAGGAGUUUCGGUAUGAUUCUUCAGUGUCAGUUGAGGUUGGGGGCAGACAAACACCGAGCCUCCAGUUCCCGCGGACAAAAGAAGUUAUGGUUCAUGGCAUUCCUGUUCGGGUUAAGUAUUGUGAUACAUGCAUGCUUUAUCGUCCUCCCCGCUGCUCCCAUUGCUCCAUUUGUAACAAUUGUGUGGAGCGAUUUGAUCAUCAUUGCCCUUGGGUGGGCCAGUGCAUUGGACUGCGCAACUACCGUUACUUCUUCAUGUUCGUUUCUUCAUCGACUCUUCUUUGCAUCUACGUGUUUUCCAUUUCAGCCUUGUACAUUAAGGUUUUGAUGGAUGAUUACCAAAGCACAGUCUGGAAGGCAAUGAAAGAAUCUCCUGCAUCAGUCAUUCUAAUGGCCUAUUGUUUUAUUGCCCUAUGGUUUGUUGGUGGACUUACUGGCUUCCAUUUGUACCUCAUUGGCACAAACCAGACUACAUAUGAAAAUUUCCGGUACAGAGCUGACAGCAGGAUCAAUGUGUACGACCUUGGUUGUUUUGAUAAUUUUCUUGAAGUCUUUUGCACUAAGGUUAAGCCUUCAAAGAACAACUUCAGGGCUUUUGUUCAAGAGGAAGUACAGCAAAAGCCCACGUUGCCCAGCACUCAGGAAACAGAUGUAGAAGAUUCCGGUGGGGAUCCACGUUCAAAGGUUGAAGAUGACCUAGAUAUUGGUGAAGAUUUGUUGAAGAUCUCUCAGCGUCGUAAUAUUGAAGAAAUUGACGAGGACAUACGCAGCAGAGGGAGUAAUGGGCCUCCUCAUAAUACAUCAGAGGUGGACUCAGUAUUGAGUUCAGAUCAUCGGGCUCCCACAAUUCGAUCGGACACUAGACAUUCAAGCUGGGGAAGGAGAAGUGGGAGCUGGGAAAUUGCACCUGAGGUCCUUGCCAACUCCACAGUCACUGAAAGCAGAACCUACUCCACCCCUAAGGAGCCACACCAAUGA
Dovyalis caffra is the source of this 1275-nucleotide messenger RNA. Lineage: Eukaryota; Viridiplantae; Streptophyta; Magnoliopsida; Malpighiales; Salicaceae. The record is from the annotation of a GenBank genome assembly.